Messenger RNA from Girardinichthys multiradiatus, 3420 nucleotides. Its product is annotated as anoctamin-1-like. Lineage: Eukaryota; Metazoa; Chordata; Actinopteri; Cyprinodontiformes; Goodeidae. Gene Ontology annotation, cellular component: plasma membrane. The transcript has 25 exons. Gene Ontology annotation, biological process: chloride transmembrane transport. Gene Ontology annotation, molecular function: chloride channel activity; protein dimerization activity. The record is from RefSeq and is a predicted model, not a curated record. The coding region runs from base 207 to 3053 and encodes 948 amino acids.
CACAGCCACAAGGAGAGCUAAAGGGAGACACGUACGGAAAAGUUGCGAGUCAGAAAAAAGGGAGAGGCUGCAUAGGGUUUAUUCAUGCACUGUCCUGUAACUGGAUAUUUUACACAGGAGACACACAGACACACAUCGAGGACAACAUAGACUAUUUGCUCUGAGACUCGUUCCUGGUAGGUUUAUGUCUCUAUUCUGCCUGAACUAUGACAGAAGAAACAAACUCAGAACUUCUGCAGCCUUCAGCCGCUGGGUCAAGGCAACAUUUUCUCCGAGAUGUCAUCUUUCAUGGCAAGUUUAGGGCUCUCAGUCCAGAGGAAAGCACCAGUUGCCAUCAUGGACUUUACUUCCAGGACGGUCAGCGUCACGUCGACUACAUUCUUACUUAUCCUGUGAGGAAGUCGGGUGGAGGCCGCUCCAGUCGACAGUCAGACCACAGUCUCACAGAGAACCUCGUUUCGCGCAACCUAAGCCAAAGCAAGCAGACCCAAGGUGGAUCCACAGUAGCUGAUGUGGAAAUGGGUGUUCUGGGAGAAACGUUUAACAGCCAAGAGGAUCACAAAGCAUUCAGGAGGGAGGUGUUUGAGAAAAAUCUGAAAGACAUGGGACUAGAGCUGGAAAAAGAUGAGGAAGCCAUGAUUCCCGGUUUGGGCUUUGUAAAGAUCCAUGCGCCCUGGAACGUUCUCUGUCGAGAGGCAGAACUAAUGAAGCUAAAGAUGCCCACCAAGAAGGUGUAUGAAGUCAAACAAUCAAGAAGUGUCAUGAAGAAAAUCAGCUCCCUGGUCAAUAAAGUGCUGGAGCCGCUGCACCCUAAUGUUGAGGAACAUCAUUCCAAGAACAUCAAACACCUGUCACACUCUUUCUCCAGGGAAAAACAACACCUGUUUGACUUCUCAGACAAGGAUAAUUUCUUUGACAGCAAAACCAGGAGUUCCAUAGUAUUCGAAAUAUUAAAAAGAACCAAAUGUAAGGCUAAAUACAGCAUGGGGAUCACCAGUCUCCUUGGUAGUGGAGUUUAUACAGCCGCCUAUCCUCUUCAUGAUGGAGCUCUUGAGGAGGAGAGUGCAGAACCCAAUGAUAGAAAGCUUUUGUAUCAGGAGUGGGCAAACUACAGUGUCUUCUAUAUGUACCAGCCCAUUGGACUUGUUCGGAAAUAUUUUGGUGAGAAGAUCGGCCUUUACUUUGCAUGGUUGGGCCUGUACACCCAGAUGCUCAUUCCUGCCUCACUAGUGGGUGUCAUUGUGUUUCUCUAUGGAUGUGCAACGGUUGAUGACAACAUACCAAGCAUGGAGAUCUGUGAUCCAAGGAACAACAUCACGAUGUGCCCUCUGUGUGACAGAGUGUGCAGCUACUGGAAACUCAGUACAGCAUGUGGAACUGCUCGUGCUAGUCACUUGUUUGAUAACCCGGCCACGGUUUUCUUCUCUAUAUUUAUGGCUCUGUGGGCUGCAAUGUUUAUGGAGCACUGGAAGAGGAGGCAGAUGAGACUAAACUAUGAGUGGGAUCUCACUGGAUUUGAAGAUGAAGAGGAAGCUCUGAAGGAUCAUCCCAGAGCUGAAUAUGAACUCAGAGUGAUGCAGAAGUCUCUGACGAAAGACAAAAAAACCCCACAGAAGAUGGAAAAGCUCACAUGUAGAGAUCGCCUUCCUGCAUACAUGACCAACAUUGUCAUGAUGCUGCUGAUGAUUGGUGUAACGUUUGCCAUUGUGUUUGGGGUGAUCCUUUACCGGAUCUCCACCAAAGCUGCUCUAUAUAUGAGCUCCAGUCCAACCACAAGAAGUCACGUACAGCUGACAGUUAAAACUACUGCAGCCAUCAUUAACCUCGUGGUCAUCCUGAUUCUGGAUGAAGUGUAUGGCGCUGUGGCCCGCUGGCUUACUGUAUUAGAGGCCCCUAAAACUGAGAAGAAUUUUGAGGAACGGCUUAUUUUUAAGACUUUCAUUCUCAAGUUUGUCAACGCUUUUACCCCGAUCAUCUACAUUGCUUUCUUCAGGGGAAGACUGGUGGGCAGACCGGGUAGAUAUUUAUAUGUGUUUGAGUCUUACAGAAUGGAGGAGUGUUCUGAUGGAAGCUGUCUAAUGGAGCUGUGUAUCCAGCUGAGUAUCACCAUGUUGGGAAAGCAACUCAUUCAAAACAACCUUUUUGAGAUUGGAAUACCCAAACUGAAGAAGCUGAUUCGAUAUAUUCAGUCAGAACAAGGAGCUUUUCAAGAAGAGGAGAGACAGAAGAAAUUGCGGAGAUAUGAAACAGACCACUUCUUGGAACCAUUUGGUGGACUGACACCUGAAUAUAUGGAAAUGAUUAUCCAGUUUGGUUUUGUCACAUUGUUUGUGGCAUCCUUCCCACUCGCUCCACUAUUUGCUCUGCUCAACAACAUAAUUGAAAUACGCCUUGAUGCUAAGAAAUUUGUGACUGAGUUGCGAAGACCAGUGGCAGCAAGAGCCAAAGACAUUGGUAUAUGGUAUGACAUUCUGAGAGGAGUAGCAAAAGUUGCUGUCAUCAUUAAUGCAUUUGUCAUCUCCUUUACAUCAGACUUCAUCCCUCGGAUGGUCUACCAGUAUAUGUACAGCCCCGAUGGCUCCUUGCAUGGAUUUGUCAACCAUACGCUGUCCUACUUUAAUGUCAGUCACUUUGAGCAUGGCAAAGAAACUAUGGAUCCAAUGCCUUAUGGAUAUGCCGUUGAAGUUUGCAGGUAUAAGGAUUACAGAGAGCCUCCAUGGUCACUCACACCAUAUGAGAUCUCCAAGGAAUUCUGGGCCGUGCUGGCUGUGCGACUGGCUUUUGUCAUAGUUUUUCAGAAUGUUGUGAUGCUGAUGAAUGAUAUUGUCGACUGGCUAAUCCCAGACAUCCCCAAAGAUAUCAGCCAACAGAUCCACAAGGAGAAGAUUCUGCUGGUUGAACUCUUUAUGAAGCAAGAACAAGGCAUGAUCAAUGUACUUGAGAGGGGGGCCUCAUCAAACAUCAAGGAGACCCAAAGAAGAAACAACAACAACAACAGCAUACCGGCUCAUCCGUUCUCUAAAGAGCAACCCAAUGGCACCAAAAAAUUCUAAUAGUAGCAAGGAUGUCUUUAUUAAACAGUCUUAUAUAGUCUUAUAUAGUUUUUGUUUUGCUCAGGCCAAUCUUAAUUUGUUGUUUCUAUUCAUGUCUAAAACAUUCCAACAUCUUUAAGAGCAGCUGGCCUAUCAAGUGUGAGAAUAGUGAUGUGCUCAAAUGUUUUGCAUUUGUGACGGUUUUAUGAAAGAAAAUCUCAGUCUGUUUCCUCAGCUUUUCUUUGCUCUUAUAUAUUUGUAUUCAACUUUGCAUGCAUGGUAACAUACGAGAAAUUGCAUUUAAAUCUAACAAUGUUCAUGAAGAGAUCACAACAUGUUUGUAUAAAAUUUACAGAUAUAUAUAUAUAAAAUAAAAAAAUGGAUAUUC